GCCCGCAGCUGUCCCCGUCCUUCCAGGGCCAGAGCAGGCGAAAAGAGCGGCCGUUUCCUCCCAUUUUAUUUUUUUUGCAACUGGGGGCAACUGUUCACUCCCCAAACGGGGGAGGGUUGUAAGCUUUGUUUAAAUCGCUUUCCGUGCGAAGGGCCACAUCGAGUCAGACCUUCAAGUACUUUGUGCCAAAUCACUCCCACCUGCCACAUGAGUCUAAGUCAUGACCGACGCCAAGUAUGUCCUCUGCAGAUGGGAAAAGCGAUUAUGGCCUGCAAAGGUUUUGGCCAGAACGGAGGUGGCAACAAAAACUAAGAGGAAAAAGGAAUUUUUUCUAAGUGUUCAAAUACUCUCCCUAGAUGAAAAGAUUAAGGUGAGGAGCACGGAAGUGGAGGCCUUGAAGAUGGCUCACAUCGAACGAAUCGCUUCCACGUUGGAAUCUACCCUGGGACCGAUCCUGUUCCGGACUCCCUGCGCGGCCGUCUGCGAGCGUUGGGAUCUGCUGGUCGCAUCCGUGGCCUCCGGUGUACUUAAGAAUGAGACCCGGACCUCCCAGAACGAGGUUCCUGCUGAACCCCUAGAGGAGCUGGCCUACAGACGCUCGCUUCGAGUGGCCCUGGAUGUUUUGAACGAGAGCACAGGUCUGCCUCAAGAAAGCCCUUCUAGGGAAGAGAGAACCGCUCUGGGUUCACGAGAGAAGCCCGUGGAACUGGCCUCCUUGCUCCGUGACCCUGCCUCUUCCUGCGUCCAGGAGGCUGUGCCGGACAGAUCUGGACCCGAGAGGAGGGAACGUGUCCACCCGAGGCUGUCAGGUUCCCCCACUUGUCAAAAGGACCCCAGGUGCAAGGUGGACCACAAGAAGGAGCUCAGGAAAAGUGCGAGCCCACAGGCCUUGGUAGUCCCACCAGCCAGAGGUGGUUCUCAGGAUGGUCGUGGGUCGAGAACGUGCUGUGCGAGUCGGACAACCCCUCGUAAAAGGGGAAGAAGUGUAGCUCGGGAGCCCGCCGUGGGUCAGAGCGCACCUUCCGUCUCGGAGGGAGACGAUGAAGAAAGCCGCCUGCCAGCCCCCGGCUCACCUCCCACGGUGAAGGAGGAGGGUCUCUGGGCCAGAGGACGAGACCCCAGCUUACCUUUGCCUGGCCCCACCGGGCCCCCGGCCCCAGGGCGCCCAGCCUGCCCGGAUGCCCAAGGCCUCCCCGCCAAGCGGCCUCGCCCCGAUAGUGGCCAGAGGCCACCCGCGGCGCGGCUGGAGCCGGGGGCAGUGGCGUCCCCCAGGCAGGGGCCCGGGAAAUGCAGGGCUCUGCCCGGCGCUGCCAGACUCCACCUGCCUGCCCCCCGGGCGUCCACGGAGGAGACGGGAGAUCUUCGAGUCCUCGUGGAGGAAGCUAAAGCCCGUCCGACUUCGGGAGAGUCCGUGGAGCGUGCGCCCGUCCGUUCCGUUCUGGAGGAGGAGGAGGACGAAGAGGAGCCCCCCCGCAUCCUGUUGUACCACGAACCACGCUCCUUUGAAGUAGGAAUGCUGGUCUGGCUGAAACACCAGAAGUACCCCUUCUGGCCAGCAGUGGUCAAGAGCGUCCGGCGAAGGGAGAAGAAAGCCAGCGUGCUCUUCAUUGAGGGGCACAUGGACCCGAAAGGGAGAGGCAUCACCGUGUCUCUCCGGAGAUUGAAGCACUUUGACUGCAAAGAGAAACAGGAACUUCUGAACGAAGCCAAGGAGGACUUCGACCAGGCCAUCGGCUGGUGCGUCUCCCUGAUCACGGACUACAGGGUCCGGCUCGGCUGUGGCUCUUUUGCUGGCUCCUUCCUGGAAUAUUACGCGGCUGAUAUAAGUUACCCUGUCCGCAAGUCCAUCCAGCAGGACGUGUUGGGGACCAGGUUUCCCCAGCUGAGCAACGGGGACCCUGAGGAGCCUGUGGCGGGGAGCCCUCAGGGAAGGAGGCGGCCUCGCAGGAAGGUCCUCCCCGACCGCUCGCGGGCUGCCCGGGACCGGGCCAACCAGAAGCUGGUGGAGUACAUCGUGAAGGCCAGGGGCGCCGAGGGCCACCUGCGGGCCAUCUUGAGGAACAGGAAGCCGUCCCGGUGGCUGAAGACCUUCCUGAACUCGGGCCAGUACGUGACCUGCGUGGAGACGUACCUGGAGGACGAGGAGCAGCUGGACCUGGUGGUGAAAUACCUCCAGGGCGUCUACCAGGAGACGGGCAGCAGGGCGCUGGCGCGGAUCAACGCCGACAGGAUCCGCUUCAUCCUGGACGUUCUUCUGCCUGAAGCCAUCAUCUGUGCGAUCGCUGCGGUGGACGCCGUGGAUUACGAGACGGCCGAGGCGAAGUACCUCCGAGGACCUUCGCUCAGCUACCGGGAAAAAGAAAUGUUUGAUAACCAGCUCCUGGAAGAAAGGAGUCAGCGGUGCUGACGCUGGAGGGGCUGCUGCGCGGGUCCUGUGGCCAGUGGGUCCGUGCCAUCCUCACGGGGGCUGGAGUGUGCGUGCUUCUCAGCUGUGGCUUCUGUUUUCCUGGCUUUUUUUGGAAGGUACAGUUCCUGAAAGGUUUUUGAAGCAAAUGUUUUUAUUUUCCUUCAUACUAUUAUUUGUGACUGUGCUGUAUUGUUUAACAUAAGGUGCACAUUUGUUUUUUUAUGUUAAAAAGCAUUGUAUCCAGUAUUAAAGAGUUUUAAAACAGCCCGA
This is a messenger RNA of Felis catus (domestic cat), 2677 nucleotides long. It is a transcript of the gene PWWP3A, whose product is annotated as PWWP domain containing 3A, DNA repair factor. The record is from RefSeq and is a predicted model, not a curated record. Gene Ontology annotation, cellular component: cytosol; nucleus. Gene Ontology annotation, biological process: DNA repair; chromatin organization. Lineage: Eukaryota; Metazoa; Chordata; Mammalia; Carnivora; Felidae. The coding region runs from base 221 to 2407 and encodes 728 amino acids. Gene Ontology annotation, molecular function: nucleosome binding. The transcript has 15 exons.